Messenger RNA from Manihot esculenta (cassava), 1572 nucleotides. RefSeq names its product probable inactive histone-lysine N-methyltransferase SUVR1. The transcript has 3 exons. The record is from RefSeq and is a predicted model, not a curated record. Lineage: Eukaryota; Viridiplantae; Streptophyta; Magnoliopsida; Malpighiales; Euphorbiaceae. Bases 227 to 1135 code for a protein of 302 amino acids.
UUUAUGCCAGAGGUGCAAUUCAUAAGGGACAGUACUUCUCAGAUAUUAAAGACGGUGCUUGAUUGAACCAAAGAGAGAGAAUCCUGAGGCAGUCAUGGCUACUAAUUUCUUCAACUGGGAAGCUGCUAACUUGGACGGCGAGGAGAUCACCGGUUAACCACCACUACGGCGUGAAAGAAGAUGAGAUAUUUAUAGGAUCAGUAAAAGCUAAAAGGUACAACAAUGGAUGAGUAACACUUGGCAGUUAACAGUGCUGGGUUCUUCACCAUUAGAAUUGACCACAGGGGAUCCGAGCUCUCCUGAUUGCAAACUGCAAAACCCACUAAAUACACAAAUCGUGAACUAUUUUUCAGAAGACAAAUAUGCCUCCAAGAACAGGAACUGCUCGAAAGGUGUGAUGCUCCAACUUUUAUUUUUAUUAUUAUUAUUUUGUUUAAUUAUUAUGUUCCCAUUUCUCGCAUUUUCCCUCUCUUUCUCAUUCACUGUCAAUUUUCCCUCUGUCUCGGGAGAAAAUUUUACCUUUUUACAGGUGGGUCUGAAACGGAUUGAUGCUGCGGUUGAUGCUCUUCGCUCAAUGGGCUUCCCUGAAGCUUUGGUUCGCAGAACCGUUAGAAAACUCCUCAAGGCUUAUGGUGGAGAUGAUGGUUGGACUUUUAUUGAAGAAUGUUCUUACAAACUUCUCAUUGAUUCCAUUCUUGAGGAGCAAGAGAAAUCUGGGAGAGAAAAUAGUGAACCAAAACCAUUGGAAAGCAGUGAUCCAACUUUGCUGGUAGAGAAUCAAGUUUCAGAGGAUGGCAUUGUUCAAGACAAUUCUGGAGCACAAGUUCACUCCCCUCAAGGUUAUUCCAAGCAAGUUCAAUCACCUAGCAUUGAAUCCCCAUCACCUAAGAAACUUGCCCUACACCUCUCCUCAAAAUCCCACAGCUCCUCAUCAACAGCAGCGGAAGCUGUUCCUAGCUUUUUCAAGAAUGAACAGUGUCAUGGCAAGCUUGGAAGAGAGUUACCCUCCUUUCAGAUCUCAGCUGGAGUUUGUUCUCCGCAGUUGUUUUCUCCUCCACCAGUUAAAUCUCCUCAAGCUCAAAGCAGUAAACCUUGUUACGGAUGGCUUAGUGAAGAUGAUGAUGAUGAUGAAUAAGGAGUAAGUGUACCCUCUUCACAUCCAUCUUCUUGUCAUUACAGCAAAACCAUUUUACAGAGACAAAAAUUUGUCUCAAAAAGUCAUGUAUUUGCCAGAACAAUUUGGGCUACAGCAUAACAAUUAAUGACCAAGUACCUCUCUUUCACUUUCUUGCUGAAUUUAAAUUCUCUUACAAAGUAUCAAAGUAUUGUCAAGAUAUGGAACCUAAUGAUAUAUUAUGGACUGUACACUAUACCCACGGUCACGGAUCCAACUCCGGUUGGCUGGGGCUAUGGGGCAGGAGCCCUGAGACGAAUUUUUUUGAGGGUUAUUUUAUCGUUUUGUAUUUUCCCUGGACAUAUAAACAUGUAAUAUUUUUUUAGUGUAUUCUAUUUGAAAACUAAGAAAACUCUAGCUGCUGUAGACGUAGCCAAAUUAGUGAACCACGUUGAAUC